AUGGCUGCACACUUGUUGGGCUCUCGGCCACGAACGGAAGAUGUGCUACAAGCUACAGGGGAGGCUCAGGAUUUUAAAACUCUACUAUUGUCAAGGCCUGUACUUGAAGGCUUGGAGGCUGCAGGAUUUACAAAACCAUCUCCAGUACAGAGCAAGGCUAUACCACUUGGGAGAUGUGGACUGGAUUUAAUAGUACAGGCCAAGUCAGGAACAGGAAAAACAUGCGUCUUUUCAACGGUGGCUUUAGAUUCUCUGAUUCUGGAAAACACUGCUACACAGAUCUUGAUUUUGGCCCCUACAAGGGAAAUUGCAGUCCAGAUCCAUUCAGUGAUUAUUACUAUAGGUAGCCGCAUGGAAGGACUGGAGUGUCAUGUCUGUAUAGGAGGGACUCCACUGCCUCAGGACAAAACAAAGCUGAAGAAGUGCCACAUAGCUGUAGGCUCCCCUGGCAGAAUAAAGCAAUUGAUAGAAAUUGGCUACCUUAACACAGCCAGCAUUCGCCUUUUCAUUCUUGAUGAAGCGGAUAAACUUCUAGAAGAAGGGAGCUUCCAGGAACAAAUUAACUGGAUUUAUUCAUCUCUUCCGGCUAACAAGCAAAUGCUGGCGGUUUCAGCUACAUACCCAGAAUCCUUAGCAAGAGCACUGACAACAUAUAUGCGAGAGCCAAUCUUUGUCAGGUUGAAUGCAACUGACCCUAGUCUUCUUGGGUUAAAGCAAUAUUAUAAGGUGGUAAAUUCACACCCACUGCCACACAAAGACUUUUGAAGAGAAAGUACAACAUUUGCAAGAACUAUUCAGCAGAAUUUCUUUUAACCAAGCUUUAGUGUUCUCUAAUCUUCAUAUAGCAGAGCUCAACAUUUGGCAGAUAUUCUUACAGCUAAAGGUUUCCCAGCUGUGUGUAUAUCAGGUAGUAUGAAUCAAAACCAGAGACUUGAUGCAAUGUCCAAACUUAAGCAGUAUCAUUGUCGCGUUCUGAUUUCAACUGAUCUUACUUCCCGUGGAAUUGAUGCAGAGAAAGUGAAUCUGGUUGUAAACUUGGAUGUUCCGCAUGACUGGGAGACCUACAUGCAUCGAAUUGGUAGAGCUGGAAGAUUUGGUACCUAUGGUCUAUCUGUUUCUUACUGUUGUCGAGGAGAAGAAGAAAAUCUAAUGAUGUCUAUAGCUCAAAAGUGCAAUCUCCGUCUGCUUCCUCUUCCUGAUCCAAUUCCAGAUGGAUUGAUGGAGGAGGCCUGUGAUUGGGAUAUUGAAGUUACUCCAGCAAAGGCUACAUCUGACCAUUUAACUGCUUAUAAAGGUAUACCUUCUGAAUUCAAAGAAGAUGAUGUGGUAAAAGAUAAUUUUGAUUGCAAUCCUUAUCAAGAACAAUCCAUGAACAAAACUGUUUCAAAAGCUGUUCAACGUAAGCCUAAAAAGGCUAUCAAAAAGAAGACUACAGAGGGAGCCAGUUCAGAGGGACUACCAAAUGUAGAGACUUCUAGUUUACCUAAGAAACUGAAAGAUUCCAGCAAGCCUACAGAAACGGUAGAGAACAUGGGAAUUGACAGCGGAGUUCAGGACGUGCUUGAAAGUUCACUACCUAAAAUCCCAAGCUUAUCAUCGUUCAAGCGUCCUGUGGUUUGCACAGCAUCCUUUGCUGAACUUGUUGAAGAUUAUGAGCGGUUUAUUAAAGAAGGACUUGAAAAACAUGUAGAAGUCAUACGUGUGUAUACUGGUAGUGGUAGCUAUACAAACGCUCAAACAGCUAAGAAACUGGAAAAAGAAUCUGUGUUGGUGCCUUCAGAAACUGCUAGUACCUCUGAAAUACAUGAUCUUAGUGGGAAUUCAGAUGAUAGGAUUGAUAGUAGUUUAUCCAGUUCUUUAUUAGAGAGUGAUAGUGAAGAAUCUACUCUGUCACAAGGGAAUUUGAGGUCUAUGGAACUUUCGAGCUCUUGCCCAGAUCUCUUCACUGAAAGGACAGAUGGUGCGGAUGCUGGCCAAUUAAAUGUAAAAGGUUUCAACGUGUCGCUAGAGGAAGUGCAGCAGUCAAGUUUAGUCAAAGCUAAAGCUCAAUGUUGUGUUGAGGAGCCCAUUUUCAGUAAUGUAAUUAAGCCUAGAAAACGGGGCAAAAAAGUAACCCAUAUUAACAGAAGAGAGCUUUGCCAGGAAAUUCGGGAUGAUAUGUACCAGCUGGACUAUAGAAAUCCCUCUGGAUUUCCAUAUGGCACAAUGAGCUAUGCUGACUAUUGGCGAUCGUAUUAUCAAGCAUGGCAAACAUACCACUCUGCGAUUUCUAGUUCCUAUUACAGGAAAUUGUACAAAUGCUCCAACUGGAUGUCUGCAUAUCACAUGCAUUCUGUCUACCUUCAUGAAAUGCUAAAGCCAUGA
Molecule: messenger RNA, 2364 nt
Organism: Staurois parvus
Lineage: Eukaryota; Metazoa; Chordata; Amphibia; Anura; Ranidae
Source: the annotation of a GenBank genome assembly